This is a messenger RNA of Aethina tumida (small hive beetle), 2175 nucleotides long. Its product is annotated as gamma-tubulin complex component 3 homolog. The transcript is spliced from 3 exons. Bases 225 to 2096 code for a protein of 623 amino acids. The record is from RefSeq and is a predicted model, not a curated record. Gene Ontology annotation, cellular component: spindle pole; centrosome; equatorial microtubule organizing center. Gene Ontology annotation, molecular function: microtubule minus-end binding; gamma-tubulin binding. Gene Ontology annotation, biological process: mitotic cell cycle; cytoplasmic microtubule organization; microtubule nucleation. Lineage: Eukaryota; Metazoa; Arthropoda; Insecta; Coleoptera; Nitidulidae.
UUUCAUUCUGUGACGUUCAUUACAACAUUUGACGAAAUCAUCGAGAUAAUAUUUUACACAAGGCCAAAAACUGUAUUUAAUAAAUCAUAAUCAACACUCAGGAUAAUUGACGUUUAUUAAAUUGAAACGUCAUUCUCAAGCAUAUUACAUUCUGUAUCAUCCAUACCGACGUUCGUUGAUAAACGACGAGUAACAGACUCUAGAUAAUUGACCGACAUUGAAACAUGGAUACAUUUAACUCAUUUUGCACAAGUAUGUCAGCUUUUCUGGAUGACGAUGACGAUUCUCCGAUCAUGAUAAAUUACAAAGUACUAACCCAAGAUAUGAUUUGUCUAUUAUUAGGAUAUGAAAGUAACUUUGUUAAGAAAGACUCAGAUGGAAUUUCAUGGAUAUUAUCUCCUGACGCCCAGAAAAAGUUGACCAUAAAGCAAAAAAAAAUUGUGAGCAUUUUUAUGGGAACGAGCUUAUUGUACAGUCAAGUAAAAGAAUACCAUGAAAAACAUAAGAACGAUGAAGCAAUGAUUCAAAGUGCUUUGUCGUCUGCCAUCGAUAGUGCGUUUAGUAUCUAUUAUAAAAAUAUUAGUAGCUACUUACCAGCAGAUGACGACAAGGAAAUUUUGUACAUUUUAUAUUUUAUAGACAUGCAUGAGGAACAAUUUAAAUUUCUUAUACCAUUAACUGCAUUGUGUUACCAGCAAAAAGGUUGUAAACUUAUUUCUAUUAUAUAUUCCUAUAUCCAAAAGAACAAAAUUUGUGCAGAAUAUUUUCAUAUAAAUGUUUUUGAUAAAGUUUGCAUGCCAAUGAAUGUUAUAUUAAAGAAAUGGCUUUUGGAUGGAGAACUGUAUGACCCUUAUGAGGAGUUUUUUAUAGGAUUCAAUAUUGACUCCGAUAACUUCUGGAAUAAGUAUUUUAUAAGAAAAACAAUGGUUCCCCGAUUCAUAUCAAAGAAAUUGAGUAAAAAGAUUUUAACAAUUGGUAGAUAUAGAAUCUUCCUAAGACAAGUUUGCGGUGACAAUAAUGAGAUACCAGGAGAUCUAUUGCUACAAGACCUAUUCCAACAUACAGAUCUUGAAAAACUAUUUAAUCCAAGAAAUAUGAAAGAAUUUUAUAUAAUAUUAGGCAAAGUAUAUAAUUACGCUACAAUUACAAUGUUAUAUAUUGUGUCGCGAAAGUAUAAUCUAUUCAAACAUAUAAAUGCCCUCAGAAACUAUAUGCUAAUGGGAAAUGGUGAAUUCUGCACGAAAUGGCUUUAUCCAGUAUAUUCCACAGACCAGGCAAUCAAUCGUCUAGUUUUGCAGACUGCCCUUGAAGAUGGAAUGAGUUUGAUGAUCGAUAAUAGAUAUGAAGAAGACGUAUUUAACCGACUAAAUGUUACUAAAAUAAUUCUUGAUUUCUCAGGAAAAAAAAUUUGGGAGAUAUAUACCUUGAGUUAUAAAAUAGAUGGACCCGCUGGAUUCAUUUUAAACUACACCAUGCCAACAUACAAAGCACUUUGUGGUGUUCUUUGGGGUGCUAAAAACAUGCAGUAUUCAGUAUAUAACAUGUGGAGAGACCAAAUAUUAUUUACCCAAAGAAGUCCGAUAGCUAAAUAUUUUCAUUACAUAACACGGCAAAUCAGCGCCGUACUUACCAUAAUGAUUCAUUUUAUAAAUCAAAUAUUACUUCACCUCAUGUGUGAAGUUUUGGACCGUUAUUGGGUCCGAAUGAUUAAAACAAUUGAUAAUGCACAAUCCGUAAAUGACGUCCUUGCUGCACAUACAACAUUUUUGAGAUACCUCGUGAGGGAUUUUUUUCUUACUACUGAUUAUGAAGAAAUUAUGCUUGCGCUAAUUGAGAUAUACGAAAGACAAGAAGAAUUUGAAAUAUACUUCAAACUUGUAUAUGAAAUUUUUGGGGAGUUGCAAGAAUGUUAUCCGAAAACAAAUCGUCAAGAUAAUUUCAAAUUGAUUUUACGUGACGUCCAUUCGACCCUAGAACCAGUGGAACGGAGCAUAAACUUAAUUAAGAGCAAAUUCAAAAUCUCUGUCAAAAAGUUUUGUUCUCUGUUUGCUGAAAAAUCAGAACCGCUUGUGAAUUUUGAUUAUUAUUUUCUUUAAUAUGACUGACUGUUCUCAAAACUGUUAUAUAAUGUUAGAUGCUAGAACUAUUUGAAUUUAAUAAAACAAAUGCAAUCUC